AUGAGCUGUCUUUCUAAUAAGAGUUUCUUCUGUAUUGGAAAGGAAGCGUUCUCUCUCUCUCUCUCUCUACUUAUGAGUUAUGAGACGAGCCUAUAAAACCCCUUCACAUCUCCCACUUGUUUUGCAUCACAAACAUUUCUUCCAUUACAUUAUAACAAAAACACAAAAAUUUCAUUUUUGUUUUUCUUAUAAUUUUAGAGUCACAAGUUCUUCGUUGUUCAGCUACUCCCACUGUCAAAAACACGAAGUGGGUUUUUCUGAUCAAAGAACAAAAAACUUGAGGUUAUUAAGAAAAAAAUGGAUUUCUCCGCCUUGUUUCUCACUCUCCUCGCCGGAAGUCUCUUCCUUUACUUUCUCCGGUGUCUAAUCUCUCAGCGCCGCCUUGGAUCUUCCAAACUCCCACUCCCUCCGGGAACAAUGGGUUGGCCUUACGUCGGAGAAACUUUCCAGCUUUAUUCUCAAGACCCAAAUGUCUUUUUCCAAACAAAACAAAGAAGGUAUGGAUCGGUGUUUAAGACCCAUGUAUUGGGAUGUCCAUGUGUGAUGAUCUCGAGUCCAGAAGCUGCCAAGUUCGUGCUGGUGACGAAAUCUCAUCUCUUUAAACCGACUUUUCCGGCGAGUAAAGAGAGGAUGUUGGGGAAACAAGCCAUCUUCUUCCACCAAGGUGAUUACCACGCUAAACUCAGGAAGCUUGUUCUUCGUGCUUUCAUGCCUGAAUCUAUCAGAAACAUGGUUCCCGAUAUCGAAUCAAUCGCUCAAGAUUCUCUCCGAAUUUGGGAAGGAACAAUGAUCAACACUUACCAAGAAAUGAAAACAUACACCUUCAACGUUGCGUUGCUAUCGAUCUUCGGUAAAGACGAGGUUUUAUACAGAGAAGAUCUAAAACGAUGCUACUACAUUCUCGAGAAAGGUUACAAUUCGAUGCCGGUGAAUCUCCCUGGAACACUCUUCCACAAAUCAAUGAAAGCUCGCAAGGAGCUCUCACAGAUCCUCGCUAGAAUCUUAUCAGAGAGAAGACAGAACGGUUCUCCACACAACGAUCUUCUCGGAUCAUUCAUGGGAGACAAAGAAGAGUUAACCGACGAACAGAUCGCCGACAACAUAAUCGGAGUGAUCUUCGCCGCUAGAGACACGACGGCGAGUGUGAUGUCGUGGAUCCUCAAGUACUUAGCCGAGAAUCCCAACGUUCUAGAAGCCGUUACUGAAGAACAAAUGGCAAUAAGGACAGACAAAGAAGAAGGAGAGGCUCUAACUUGGGGAGAUACAAAGAAGAUGCCAUUAACUUCAAGAGUUAUUCAAGAAACAUUAAGAGUCGCUUCAAUCCUAUCUUUCACAUUCAGAGAAGCUGUCGAAGAUGUCGAAUACGAAGGUUAUUUGAUACCUAAAGGAUGGAAAGUGUUACCGCUUUUCAGAAACAUUCAUCAUAGUGCUGAUAUUUUUUCAAAUCCGGGGAAAUUUGAUCCAUCAAGAUUCGAGGUGGCUCCAAAACCCAAUACUUUCAUGCCAUUUGGUAAUGGAACCCACUCGUGUCCUGGAAAUGAAUUAGCAAAGCUUGAGAUGUCUAUUAUGAUUCAUCAUCUCACCACCAAGUACAGUUGGUCAAUUGUUGGAGAGAGCGACGGGAUUCAGUAUGGGCCAUUCGCGCUUCCCCAAAACGGACUGCCCAUUGUGUUGGCCCGGAAGUCGGAGAUUGAAGUGUAGAAUGACAGAAUUACCCUUUAGCUUUCCAUAUUUGGAAAGAAGAGACUAGAGAAGAAUAACUAAUUAUUUCUUAGAGAUGGAGAAAAAAAAAUUGUUCAAGAUUUUGGUAGGAAAAAAUUCCCCAAAUGGGAUUAAGAGGAGAAAGCACCAAGUGUAAAAAAAACUUCAAUUUUUUUCUUAAUUUUAAUUUAGUUUUUUGGAGUUUCUACUUUUAGUUUAAGAUUGGAAAAAUUAGUAAUUGAAUUUUUAAAAACAGGGGAAAAAUGUUAUAUAUAUAAGUCUCUCAUGUAUUAUUUUGUUUUUCCCGAAAAUAUCUUAUGGAUAUGUUAACUGAUUGAGACUUCCCUUGUUUUUUGAAUAUAGUUUUCUUGUUAUAAAAAA
Messenger RNA from Arabidopsis lyrata subsp. lyrata, 2082 nucleotides. Its product is annotated as abscisic acid 8'-hydroxylase 1. Lineage: Eukaryota; Viridiplantae; Streptophyta; Magnoliopsida; Brassicales; Brassicaceae. Gene Ontology annotation, molecular function: (+)-abscisic acid 8'-hydroxylase activity; heme binding; iron ion binding. The record is from RefSeq and is a predicted model, not a curated record. Gene Ontology annotation, biological process: sterol metabolic process; abscisic acid metabolic process. The coding region runs from base 298 to 1701 and encodes 467 amino acids. The transcript has 7 exons.